AUGGGGACCAUAGGCAAGAAAGCUAUCCAGGGCCUCGCGGCUGGCAUUGGUCUCGUGUCGGAGGGAAUCCAUGCCCACAAGGCCCAUAAACAGCAGAGACAGCAACAGCAGACGCAGACGCGGUCCAGAGAAUCGGUUCAGAUAGACAGAAGCCUGCCUGAAGACAAUGGCUACUACCCGAGCGAGCACCACGAUGGCAGGACACAGAGCCCGGACAGAGCUGUCGUGGAGACUCUAGAGGAGCAAUGGGAACUCGACGAGGCACAAGAAGAGCUUCUCGCCCAAUCCCAACAUCCAGAAGACGAGUUGGACGAGAAGAAUGCCGCGUGUGAACCACUAGAUGAGGCCGGACUCGCCCGCGAGUUCGUUUCUGAGCAUCCACCACCGUAUACCCUGUCGCCAGAUGCCCCUGCGCCCCAGUUAAUGGCGCCGGUUGUUCUACCACAGCGUCGACCCAAAGAUCGCACGCGCGGCUUUAUCCGUGCCUAUGCGCCUUGUCUCGCGGACUUUGAUAUCGACGAGAAAACCUUUAUUGACUUCCUCGAUACCGCCGAGAAGGCAUGUCUGGCGCGCAAGUGGCUGAACGCCAUUAACCUGGCUUCUCUUGCGACAAUGUGUCUGCCUAGCGUUACUGGCAUGGCCGUUUCAAUCGCUAUUCAGAUCGCGACGGAUAUUGCCAUUGCGGCCGAUGGGCGUCAAAGGACCAACACAUUCUUCGCAAAAAUGAACAAAGAGUUCUUUAUCCCACGCGGCUUAUUCUGUCUGGUGAUGACCUGGAAUCCCGAGUUGGUGGAUGCCCCCUCCAUGACGGUGGAUGUGAAUUCCAUCAUCUCGCAGACGACCAACGCCAGCAACGCCGGCACACUCGCGCGACUCCGGAAUAGAUUUAAAUCAUCCGAUGGAAAGGGAUACGGUAAUAUCUUCCCAGAGGUUGCACCUUUGGUGUUUCCAGACCUUGACAAGCUGGUGACGGAUCAGGACGCCGAGAAGAAACUUUCCAAAAUGAAGAAAACGAAAGCCUUUGUUGAGAAGUAUAAGGAUAAGAGGGCACAGGCUAAAUUUAUCGCGGAAAACCCCAACAGCCAGUUGAAUCAAGGACCAAAACCGACCUUCACCUCGCGGUAUGCGGAUCCCAAUCACCCUGCCAGUAGCGGUGAUCUUCUUGCCCUGGUAACAGGCGGCCAUGUCUCUUCGUCUCGCGGCGGCGGCCUUCUUGGAGGUGGCCUUCGUGGUUCCCUCGGUGGUGGUGGUGGUGGUGGUCGAAACGGGUACCAAGACCAAGACGCCUAUUACUCGAACGGGCAGAAUGGCUCCUACGGUCGGUCCAUCGGAGGCAGAGAGCGACUCCCCGGUGGAAGAGGAGGCCUUCUCGGAGGUGGAGGUCUUCUCGGAGUCGCUAUUGACGUGGGUCGCCAGUUGAGUCAGAGACAGUCGUCCACCGGUGCUUCUGCUCCGAAUGGAGUCGGACGCAACGAUCCUUCUCCGGGAUUUAAUAGCAGGCAAGCGGGUUUAGGUUUAUCUCGUGGUGAUCAGAAGGGGAUAGGGCUUCUGAGGAAAGUAUAUCAAAAGAAAGUGCUGUAUCUUGCCAUUGUUAAUAUGCCGUCUGAGGCUGAACUCAACCAGGCACGGCGGGAAUUGGGUCAAUGA
Molecule: messenger RNA, 1647 nt
Organism: Monascus purpureus
Lineage: Eukaryota; Fungi; Ascomycota; Eurotiomycetes; Eurotiales; Aspergillaceae
Source: the annotation of a GenBank genome assembly